Messenger RNA from Nannospalax galili (Upper Galilee mountains blind mole rat), 273 nucleotides. Its product is annotated as small integral membrane protein 40-like. Lineage: Eukaryota; Metazoa; Chordata; Mammalia; Rodentia; Spalacidae. The record is from RefSeq and is a predicted model, not a curated record.
AUGGCAGAGGAGGAGGGCAGUAUGGGCGAAGGUAAUAUGUUUCUGGCGUUUGCCCAGGGUCCCAUUCCUCCCAGGGGACCCCUGUGAUGCAACUUGGACAAGGUUUUUUUCUCCUUCCUGGUCCUCUUCCUGACUUUGCUGGUGCUGGAGGCUGCCUACAAACUGCUAUGGCUGCGGCCAUGGGCGAAGUUUAGGGACUGGCUCCUCAGGAGGAGGAGGAGGUGGAACUGUGAUUGCUUCCCCAUAGAACUCCUCUUCUUGCCACAGAGGUGA